Messenger RNA from Lolium perenne, 836 nucleotides. RefSeq lists its product as uncharacterized. The record is from RefSeq and is a predicted model, not a curated record. NCBI's taxonomy places the organism in Eukaryota, Viridiplantae, Streptophyta, Magnoliopsida, Poales, Poaceae.
GAGAUUCAGCUACAAAUUCCCAACGACACCAAAACCCCUUCACUUUUUUCUCCUCUACUACUACUGCCACUGUUGUUUGAUUGAUCCUACUCUCCCCCCCGCCCUCGUCACCAAAGAAACCAUCGCAAGGGCAGAGGGGAAUUCCAACUGCUCCUGCCGCUGCCUUCUGCCAUGGACGGCGGCUACCGUUCCAAGUCGUACGCCGGCGGGCGCAUGCAGAUCGAGCCCUACGCCGGCGGGCGCAUGCAGAUCGAGCCCUACGCCGGCGGCGCGCGGCCGGACUUCCGGUCCCUGUCCUACGGCGGCGGAGGGGCGUCGUCGUACCAGUACCAGUACGAGUACGGGCACGGCGCCGGGGCAGGGUCGGUGUCGACGGUGGUGGAGGAGGAGGAGGUGAAGAGGAGCAAGUCGAAGCGGCGGUGGCUGGCGCUGGGCGACCCGGACAUGGAGCGGAAGCGGCGCGUGGCGGCGUACAAGGCGUACGCGGUGGAGGGAAAGGUGAAGGGCUCCUUCCGCAAGAGCUUCAGGUGGGUCAAAGACCGCUACCUGCACAUCGUCUACGGAUGGUCCUAGGUUCCUAGCUACUCCUACUAUCUAGCACCAAGAAAAGAGCAGACCGAUCGAGCUGCAAGAAGCAAAGUUUUCUGUUGCUGUUUAUAUAUUUCCUUUUGAUGCCUGGUGAUCAUGGUUGGUCUGUAAAGAUGGAUAUAUACAUAUACAUGCUGAGUCUUUCUCCUCUCUUUGUUCCCCCCUCUGUUCUUCCUUGUGUUCUUGAUUAUUGCCAUCACUGUGCUGUAAGUUGUAUGUAUCUGAUUGAGUUCUUGCGGUUCUCUUCA